AUGGCACGUCGUAAUUAUGGAAGAAAGGUAGCAAACAAAAAAGUUGAAAAAACUGAGACUACAAAUACAGAAUUUGUACCAAGAAAGAAGGGUAGACCAAAAAAAGAAAGACCAGAUCCCUGUUAUGUUUGUAGAACCAGAACCACUCCCGAAUGGAGAAAUGGGAAAGUUGACAUUAAUGGUGUUACAAUAGAGGUAUCUUUGUGUAAUGCAUGCGGACUCCACAACGCAAAACAAAUAAAAAAUGGAGAGAUUUCAAGAGAGCAGCAUAGCAUCUACAAUCUAUUAAAUCCUGAAGAAGAAGAAGAAGAAGAAAUAGUAGAAUAUCGUGUGGAAAAAGUAGAAAUAGACUAUGUCAGCGAAGAAGAAGACGACGACGAAUAA
Messenger RNA from Dictyostelium purpureum, 384 nucleotides. RefSeq lists its product as uncharacterized. The transcript has a single exon. The coding region runs from base 1 to 384 and encodes 127 amino acids. The record is from RefSeq and is a predicted model, not a curated record. Gene Ontology annotation, biological process: regulation of DNA-templated transcription. NCBI's taxonomy places the organism in Eukaryota, Evosea, Eumycetozoa, Dictyosteliales, Dictyosteliaceae. Gene Ontology annotation, molecular function: sequence-specific DNA binding; zinc ion binding.